UCAUCCUCUCAUAAGCACGUGAGAAUGGAGUCUGUUGCUCCUUUCAAAUCAGAUAAACCCUUUUGUACAAUGGAUCUGAAAUCGUGGAAUGUAAAUCAACCUCAUGUGCUAGUGAGAUCGAAUUCUCUACUUUCUUUAGAGGAUAAUCAGGCUGAGGAAGGGGAUGACGAAGCAGAUGGCCUAGCAAUGAAUGACGCCAAUGAAGAGGAAAAUGGUGACAGAGAGGAUGGCAUGGCGAUACAUAAGGUUGAUGAAGAAGAAGAUAAAGAGGAUGGAUCCACUAAUCAUGAGGUGGUAGAGAGCAAGGCUAACGAUGAGGCUGACAAUGGGGGAAACGCUGAUCCUAAGGAAGAAAAGGUCUCUACUCAUCAUAGAACUGAACGAUGUGAUAGAAGAUUACUUUAUUUUUGUGAGUAUGAUUCAUGUUGUGUGGGAGUAAGGCAGAGAUUUUGGAAUUUAAAAAGCCUCAAUGCACAUAGGGCAUUGAAGCACAACCUUCCCUUCAUUCCACCAGGAAGGCGUGGCCGAAAGCCCAUAGUACAACGAAAACAUCAAUAGGUAAUUUGCAAUUGUACUCUUAAAUAAUGUUGUCAGAUUAGUUUACUUAAGUGGUUGUAUGCAUCUGAAUUUGACCUGAUGUUAACAUUCAUGGCAUCAUAGGUCAAUGGUCAAGAAGGAACUGAUGGGCUUUAGCAGGUACCAUAGUUUCAAGAGAGAAAGCAAUUUGUUUUACUGGAAUGUUUAAA
Molecule: messenger RNA, 746 nt
Organism: Cryptomeria japonica (Japanese cedar)
Lineage: Eukaryota; Viridiplantae; Streptophyta; Pinopsida; Cupressales; Cupressaceae
Exons: 3
Coding region: 25-558 (177 amino acids)
Source: RefSeq, a predicted model, not a curated record